Funneliformis mosseae is the source of this 310-nucleotide messenger RNA. The record is from the annotation of a GenBank genome assembly. Lineage: Eukaryota; Fungi; Glomeromycota; Glomeromycetes; Glomerales; Glomeraceae.
AUGAACCCAAUUCAGCCACCACGAUACGCAAACAAUGUUCAAAGUACGCUUGAUAUUUUAUCCUUUGAUAAUAAUGCGCAAAUCGAUGAUGGAGUUUUGUCUUAUGAAACUCAAUUAUUGUAUCAACAAGAUGGCAUUAGCAUUAACAAUCAAACCAUAGUUCCACUUUAUUCUUUACGACCUCUCGCUUCUUCAUAUAACGAUCAUCAAGCUCGCGAAAAUAUGAUAAGCCCUUACGCAAAUACGUUUACCUUUUUUACUCAACAAAAUAAUUCAAGUAGUUUUCCUCGUGUUGUGGAUUUAGUUCAAG